Messenger RNA from Alternaria arbusti, 882 nucleotides. RefSeq lists its product as uncharacterized. The transcript has 2 exons. Lineage: Eukaryota; Fungi; Ascomycota; Dothideomycetes; Pleosporales; Pleosporaceae. The record is from RefSeq and is a predicted model, not a curated record. The coding region runs from base 1 to 882 and encodes 293 amino acids.
AUGGAACAGAAUGGCGGUCUCGAGUCCCAUCUUGCCGAGCUUUCGAGAGGAGCCGCUUUCACAAACGACACAGCCGGCUCGGACAGCUCAGAGAGUUCGGAGUUUGACCUUGCAGCUCGUGUUGCGCAAAUCGAGAACCAGAACCUAAUCCGAGCCACUAGAUGUACACAAGGGUGGGGGAUUCCUCGGGGAGAUACAGAUUACGCAGCUCAGGAAGAGCAAGACCGUCUGUUGGCUGAGCAUCUGCAACGGGAAGAGGAUGCUACCUAUCGAACUACAGCGUCGCGCAUUGCGGAAGAGUCUGAACUACCCGCACCUCGAGCUGCGUCUCCUCGGGUACCGUCUCAAAAGAGUGGACGAUUGGCCAGUUUGCGGCGGGCCAUUACCAACAUCGGCACACGAGAGCAUCCUAUCGAUCUAGACCCGGAACCCGACGAGCCUAAAGUUAUUGUUCCCGAAAGGGCGCGAAUCCAAGACUAUGUGGCGCUAUACGGAGAGCCUAUGGAUAUUGAUGGUGUAUCGCCUUUCCAUCAACACAACGCAAGGCCGGUCGAUACACCACAGGCGACGAGCACCUACGUAGAUGAGAGGACGCAUCUGCGGAGUCGUGAUUGCGUCGUCUGUGGCGAUAGCGUUCAUGUUGUCGACCUACCCUCUCUUGCUGAAUGUGAUCAUCGACCGGAGACGUGUGCGGACUGUUACUCAGGAUGGAUAUCCGCGCAGCUCCAAAGCAGUAGCUGGCGCGAAGCCAAAUGUCCAGGAAACAAGUGCAAGACAGUGCUGUCAUACCAUGAGAUCCGGCUAUACGCGCAACCGGAGACCUUCCAGCAAUACGACACAUUCAUCGCCCGAGCAGCUUUCAGCGAAGAUCGUGAGUCGUAG